UUUGUUAAACUGGGCCCGCAUAAAGUUUUUCGCCGACUACACAACUGGUGAGAGUGUUUAGAGAUUACAGCGUUGAUCUAUAAUGCAGUGUUGAUCCAUAAUGGAAGUGUUUCCUAAAUUAUCCUUGAUUUUACAAACAAUUCUACCGAUAUUAGGAAUUUUUAUUUUCUACCAUGUUGUUUCGUUCAUUAUCCGUUUACGGCACCUUAAACAGCGUUUCAAGGGGGCAAAAGGACCGGAAAAAAGUCAUUGGUUGUUUGGCAGCUUCGUUCAUUUCCCAACUGACCCUCAUGAAUUAGCGAUGUUUCUUCUCGACAUGGCUAACAACUAUGGGAGUGAACAGGGAUAUGUUUUCCUCUGGGGCAUGUUGAAGAAACCAAUCGUAGUAGCAUGUAGUCCGAAAGUGAUGGGGAAUAUAUGUAAAAGCAAUGAACCAAAAGCAAAAGGAUUUGGGGGUGCUUAUCAGCUUUUACAACCGUGGCUCGGAGAAGGUUUGCUUACGGCCAAUGGCGAAAAAUGGGCGCGAAACAGACGUCUGCUUACUCCCGCUUUCCACUUCGAGAUACUAAAGCCUUACACCAAAGUGUUUAACCAGUCUGCUGAUAUAUUUGUGAAAAAGAUAUCGGCAAAAGCAGAAGCUGGUGAAAGAUUCGACGUGUUCCAGAACGUGUGUUUGUGUACGUUAGAGAUAAUACUAAAGUGUGCAUUUUCAUACAAUGAAGAUGUGCAGAAUGCUGGCGAUUCUAAUCCAUAUGUGAAAACAGUUAAUAAAAUCACAGAUGCUGUCACAUACAGAGUUCUAAAUCCGAUUCUGUAUUACGACAUCAUCUGGAAUAUGAGUUCAGUUGGACGGCAGUUCAAGAAAGAUUGUGAAUAUGUACACUCAGUUGCAGAGGAAAUCAUAGACAAGCGGAGAGAUGCACUGGAAGAGACAGGAGGAAGUUCCAAGAGCAGUCGGUAUGUUGACUUUCUGGAUAUCCUUCUAACAGCGUGUGACGAGGAAGGUCGGGGUCUUACAAGAAUGGAAAUCCGGAAUGAGGUUGACACGUUCUUGUUUGAAGGUCAUGACACAACAGCCAGUGCCAUAUCAUGGAUCAUGUUUUCUCUGGCGGAAAAUCCCGAAUGCCAACGGAAAUGUCAGACGGAGAUUGACGAGAUACUUGGCGACAGGGAGACCGAUGAUCUGGAAUGGUCUGACUUGAAUCAGUUAGAAUACCUAACAAUGUGCAUCAAAGAAGGACUGCGCUUACAUUCUCCAGUGGCUGCUAUUAGCCGUGAAACAACACAAGAUUUUGAUCUUGGCGAUAGAAUUGCCCCAGAAGGAACCAUGGUCAUUAUGAAUAUAUGGAUGUAUCAUCAUAUGGAGAAAAUAUGGGGACCAGACCACAUGGAGUUUAAACCAGAACGAUUUUCUAAAGAAAAUAUCGAUAAGAUGGACCAUUUCCAGUAUGUGCCGUUUUCAGCAGGACCUAGGAACUGUAUCGGACAGAAUUUUGCAACGAACGAAGAAAAGAUUGUACUGUCAAAGUUGCUGAGAAAUUUUACAUUUAGACUGGAUCCUGACCAUAAAGUUAAGAGGAACAUUUCAGCCGUUAUGAGAACGAAAGAUGGAAUGUACAUGUUCGCUGAGAAACGGAAACACUGAAGAAGACGGUGUUUACGUGUGAAUGACACAUAAAAAAAAGAAAAAUAUAUGUUCAAUCUUUUAGUUAACUGGAUAAAUAAAAAUAAAAAUAUCAGCACUCUUCUGGUUUGCUCCCCGUCUGUUUGUCCGUCCGUCCAUCAGACAGUCACACAAAAUGGAAUCUUGUGAUAAUUUAAAAAGUUAAAAAGUGCAAGAUGGUAUCUCAGGAAACUUGGUGUAAGGAUGGCAGUUCGGAAAAUCUGCACAUAUUUCUGUGGUAACGACAAAUACCCCAACAUGUGACAAAUAAAUUGAUCCUGUUAUAACUUAAAAGUACAAGAUUUUUUUUUUUUUCUGACAGAAUACAGAUAGAAAACUUAUCAUUAUUUCAUUAUCACCAUUUUUCCACCUAUUCGUUCAGCUGACUGUUUGUCCAUUAGUCACAAAUGAUGAAUUUUGCCAUAACUUUCCAUGUACUUGAUAGUUUUUUCUUGAAUCUUGUCACAUGGAUAGAAAGCAGUUAGGACAAUAAUUAUGUACAACCGUUCAUUUUGUCAUUUUGUUUUUCCGUUCGUUCGUCUGUCUGUCUGGCCACCCUUCUGUCACGAAAGAUAGAUCCUACAAUAACUUACCACUACAAGAGAUUUUUUCAUGAAAUCUGGUUUUUAGAUGGUUGGCUAUUUUGAAAAUAUGCAAGUCUUUCAAUUGAGUUUCAAUAUUAUAAACCACGUGGUUUGUACGACACUUAAUAUUACAAAUGCACGUUCCUAUGAGACUUUUAAAAAAUGUAUACAUACUAUGCAUUCGCACUUUUAGAGUCUGAAGUAAAGGAUAAAGUUUUGAA
Mercenaria mercenaria is the source of this 2468-nucleotide messenger RNA. RefSeq names its product cytochrome P450 4F1-like. The coding region runs from base 101 to 1645 and encodes 514 amino acids. Gene Ontology annotation, molecular function: iron ion binding; heme binding; monooxygenase activity. The transcript is spliced from 11 exons. The record is from RefSeq and is a predicted model, not a curated record. NCBI's taxonomy places the organism in Eukaryota, Metazoa, Mollusca, Bivalvia, Venerida, Veneridae.